This is a messenger RNA of Talaromyces proteolyticus, 1266 nucleotides long. Its product is annotated as putative ADP-ribosylation factor. NCBI's taxonomy places the organism in Eukaryota, Fungi, Ascomycota, Eurotiomycetes, Eurotiales, Trichocomaceae. Gene Ontology annotation, molecular function: GTPase activity; GTP binding. The transcript has 5 exons. Gene Ontology annotation, cellular component: cytoplasm; Golgi apparatus. The coding region runs from base 237 to 785 and encodes 182 amino acids. Gene Ontology annotation, biological process: vesicle-mediated transport; intracellular protein transport. The record is from RefSeq and is a predicted model, not a curated record.
UGACCAUCUCCUUUUCUGCCCUUCACCUUUCUCUGACCCAGCGCUUUAACUAUACUGAUUAUUUAAUUCUUUUUGACGACCUGAUACCCGAUCUACGAUCCUGGAGAACACAGCAAUUUCUUUUAAUUAGCGAAAUCACGCCAUUCCGGGUACUGAAGAAUUCGAGCGCCCGUCCAACUCCUGGUUUUCAACGAUCUCGCGACUGCCACGACGCUUGCAAAUAGAUACAUUCCACAAUGGGAGGCUCAUUUUCACGGCUGUGGUCCUUGUUAUGGUCCAAAAAAGAAAUUCGGAUCUUGAUCCUGGGUCUUGAUAAUGCCGGCAAGACAACACUUUUAUAUAGAUUAAAAAUUGGAGAGGUGGUCACAACAAUCCCCACGAUCGGGUUUAAUGUCGAGUCCGUGACCUACAAGAACCUCAACCUGAAUGUUUGGGAUCUAGGCGGCCAAACCUCGAUUCGGCCAUACUGGCGAUGCUACUACGCCAACACAGCAGCGGUUGUGUUCGUCAUAGACUCCACGGAUAUCGAGCGAUUAGGCAUUGCCGCGGACGAACUGGCGGCGAUGCUCAACGAGGAAGAGCUGCGUGACGCGGCGCUGCUGGUGUUUGCCAACAAACAGGAUCAACCGGGAGCCAAAGGCGCAGGGGAGAUCUCCGAAGCGUUGAAAUUGGGUGAGCUGCGGGACCGGAACUGGAGCAUUGUUGCGUGCUCGGCCAUUGAUGGGAAGGGGAUCAACGAAGGCAUGGAUUGGUUGGUGCAAACGAUUCAAUCGGAAAAUGCAUGAGCGGGUAAGGUAACGGCACACACAUAUCAUGACUUUGUAACACCAUUAUAAACUUUCUUCAGGCGUCUGUCUUGUUUGUUGUUGGUCUGGAUUGCUGCGGCUUUCUCUGUUGUUCUCGGGGAGUCAGGGGGUACACAUUGUAGAUGUGGUAGUUGUCAAGAGCAAUACCGGGUUGGGAUGGAAAAGCGGGCGGUACAACUCAUCAAUCGAAUAGUCAGAAUUUAAUAUAGUAUAUACAUCACUUCAACUGGUUGGGAGACGAGUUUGUUGUACACCGAAUCGUUUCAGAUUCAACAUGAAUUAAUUGAAUGUGGUCGACCUUCACGUGACGUGAGCAUGUCUUACAAGUACCUGUACACGUAUACCGAGCCAAUAGCAGACUAUUCAUUACUCUUGUCGAACUUUAUGCACCUGCCCGAUAUAUGUUCUUGCAUAUAUCAAGGCGAUAUCGGCCCCAGCUAGUCAGGGACGGCAUUGACAC